Messenger RNA from Lecanosticta acicola, 3019 nucleotides. The record is from the annotation of a GenBank genome assembly. Lineage: Eukaryota; Fungi; Ascomycota; Dothideomycetes; Mycosphaerellales; Mycosphaerellaceae.
AUGGGCUCUUUCAUCGACGACAGAUGUCCUACAGUCUGGGCAUUACCAAUAGGAGGCGCAUAUACUGCCGAAUUUCGUCCGCGACGGGGACAUGAGCCACAGCAUGCUGGCGCCGUGCCACCAACACCUGCUGUCAAGUCGCUUGCAGCAUUCGAGGACAGCUUCAGCGAGGCUCCUGCCAGCGAAGCGAGGAUCAAGCCGAUUGAUGGUGGUCUUUUGAAGAAGCUCUACAAAGCCACGGUGGACGAGAGACGGCGAUCGGCACAAGCAGACAAGGUAAAUAAUGGAGAAGGUGAUAACGCAGCAGACGCGUUCCCCGAACGAGGUACAGCAGCACAGAAGGGCUUCUACAUCCCGCGCAAUGUUUCUGGCGGAAAUCGAGUCGGUGAAAAAGGCACCCAGAAGGAGAAACCUCCGGUGCAAGAGAAAAGCAAAGGUGCGGGAGAGACCGCAAGAAAGGGGAAAAUACAACGACCGGACCCAAAAGUUGCACAGCCAGAUCCCGAGUCCGCGAAGUCCAUUGCCAGCACUCGAAGUAGCACGACGAUACGCAUCAAGGGAAAGAAUGGUGAAGAGGCAUUCGUGGAGAUUUCGAAUCUGCCGCUCGCGAUGGUAGCUGAAGAGGCUGCACCGGAACCCAAGGAUGAGCCACAGCUCACAAAGCAGCAGCAGCAGCAUGCUACAGAUCCGAAGCAGACGAAGCAACAAAAGAAGAAGAAUAAGCAGCAGCAACAGCAGAACGAAGAGGAUCGAGCUGCAGCUGCGGCGACCGCGGCCGAGGCGCUCAUGUCUGGUGCGCUUCCUGAUGGUCCACAGGAGAUUGGUAAUACGUCAGCUUCCAACCAUUCCGCUCAGGCAUCCGGCGGUGGUUGGGAAGGCAUUCUCGACGCCCAUGUUUCAUCUCACUCAAAGGUCAGGGAGAGCUGCAGGAGCUUGCAGCCGACCGUGGAAUCUGCCGUGCCCUCCAAAGCUCAUUCGGAAGUACCUCAGCCUGCUAUGAUCUUCGAAGAGGUAGGUGAAGGCUGGACAGGGCCGGCUGCUUCGAACCGCAGCUCGAAAUCAGCAAAGUCAACAAGCAAGUCGCAACAAUAUUCUCUACAUGGGUUUGAAGAGGUGCAAGACCAGUGGCCGAUGCCAGAGACAGAGUCCAAGAGUCUCGGAGGCAAGGCAGACUCAAAAGCCGCAUCAUCUGUGCGCGCACGAUCUGCGGCUCGUUCCAAAGCUAUCUCUGCGUAUGGCUUUGGUGGGACGAACGACGGUUGGAUCGAGCAGUCUCCCGUCACCAAGACCGCAUCUGUGCGGUCUGUGGCUGAAGAACAUCUGCGAGCCGCCUCUAGACGAAGCUGUCAAUCUGCAAACGUUCAAUGGAAUGAAUCCGCGUCCCAGAGGAGCGUAUCGAAAAAGUCAGUCGGCUCUGAAAACUUCGAUGUCGCUUGGAAUAUUCAUCCAGCGGUAGUGAAUGAAGACGAAUGGGGCGGUAACGGUACUCGUCAAUUCUCCUCAAGACGCUCAGAGCGACGAUCUAUACAAUCAUCUGCGAAUGCUUCCUGGUUGCAAAUCGAUCCUGAAAGAUCUAAUUCCGCGCGCUUGUCAGCUGGAAAACACUCAAGGGCUAGCUCUCACCACACAAGACACUUGAACGACCCUCUGGAACAUCAAGCACCAAUCUAUGAUGCUACUGCGGAGCCCAAGGGGGCAGCGGAGUCUUCAGCGGGAAUGUCCAGUCGCCAUAGCCGCCACAGCCGGCGGACUGUCUCACAGAAUGUAGCAGUAGACCGUUAUUCCAGACCGCCUUCUGGGUUGACUUUUGAGGAGGUCGGAUCGGGUUGGCGAGAGAUCCAAGAAGAGCAUGCCCCAUCUCCGUUGAUAUCUGCUCAAGGCUGGGCCGCGAAUGAUGUGAGCGCUGGUGAUUGGAGACCGGUAUCACACAUCAAACAUCAACCACACUCGGCAGCGUCAUCUCAGCCAAGCGGGCGUGGCGCCCGACGCUCUGAACGAAGUGAGCAUUCUGUAGCCAAGAAACGUGCUUCUCAGGGGUCGUCUACCACUGCCCACAUCCACUCGACAAGACCCAGCAAACAUGGGUGGAAGGAAGUGUCCAUUUCUCGCAAAAGCUCCAAGUUAACCAGGACAGAGCCUUUCCCAGCUUUCGGUAUUGACGAAUCUGGUAGCAGAGCCAAGUCGCCAGUCAAAGAGCCGUACGAGCGACCUCCGACCGUAUUCGCCGGGAAAGGUUGGAUAUCGCCGCAUCCUCUCAGUCGUUCGCCCACUGAGAUGGCGUCUCCGCCCCAAUCGAAGAUCAUCCUCCCCAGCGAGGCGUUUCCGCAAGGUGCGACCAUGACUUAUGAGGAGUGGAAGGACAUGCAGGAGCGAGGACUGAGGAUGCAUCGGAACUUCUCGCAUACAGAAAGCAGUCAUGGUAGGACCGCCAAGCUUGCUGAUAGGCGGUACAAGUUUGCAGGCUGGGGUGGUGAAUAUCUGGAUCGUGAGCGAUUUGAGGGAGAUUUAUCUGAGCAGGCACAUUCGGCAGCUGGAACCACCAGCUAUCGUGCUCCUACUGUUGAGAGUGAGCACAGCAGCCCGCGAAUGGCGUCAGUACGCUCAAGACGCAGUCACGGGUAUCCGCAAGAUGACAGCGAUCAAGGCGAACGUGAUAGCUGGCAUAGCAAUCCGCGCAGUAGCCAACACAGCCGCGUUAAGACAGUCUCUUCUGACUCUCGGCAAAGCACGGUACAUCGAGACGAAGGCGGUGUCCGCAGUGGUCGCCACAGUCGCCACAGCGAUCAGCGAAGCAGUCCACACCGUCGCAUCGAGUCCCGCACUCAGGCUUCUCUUCACGGCUCAGGCUACUACGAGCAGUAUCGCCCUGCCAACAGCACCACAGAAGUCCGCAGCAGGGAGUCAAGUGAGCGUUCGAGAUCAGCAUUUGAGUGGAAUCAACGCCGCUCAAAUAACGGAUCCUCACAUAAGGCUUCAGCUGUAUCUCGCACUUCCAGCGAGCGAGUUGCUGAAGCGAUAG